CCCCCGCAGGGCUCCCGCUUCCACAGCUCCCGGCGGCGGCGCUACGGGCGCGUGUUCAAGACGCACCUGCUGGGGCGGCCCGUGAUCCGGGUGAGCGGCGCCGACAACGUGCGCAAGCUGCUGCUGGGCGAGCACAGCCUGGUCCGCACCCAGUGGCCCCGCAGUGCCCAUAUUCUGCUGGGCCCGCACACGCUGCUGAGCGCCAGCGGGGACGUGCACCGCGCCCGCAGGAAGAUCCUGGCCCGGGUGUUCAGCCGCGCCGCCCUGGAGAGCUACCUGCCGCGGAUCCAGCAGGCCGUGAGUUGCGAGCUGCGGAGCUGGUGCCGCGAGCCCGGCUCCAUCGCGGUGUACGCCUCCGCCAAAAGCCUGACUUUCCGCAUUGCAGCUCGGAUCCUGCUGGGACUGAAUCUGGAGGAGGGGCAGCUGAAGGACCUGGCCCAAACCUUCGAGCAGCUGGUGGACAACCUGUUCUCCCUGCCCCUCAACAUCCCCUUCAGCGGGCUGCGCAAGGGGAUCAAAGCUCGGGACAUGUUACAUGACUACAUGGAGAAGGCUAUACAGGAAAAACUUCAAAGGAAUGAUUCAGAAGGUCACAGUGAUGCUUUGGAUAUCAUAAUAAACAGUGCCAAGGAGCAUGGCAAAGAAUUCACCAUGCAGGAGCUGAAGGAGUCAGCAAUUGAGCUGAUAUUUGCUGCUUUCUUCACCACUGCUAGUGCCAGCACUUCCCUGAUCCUUCUGCUACUCAAGCACCCCUCAGCAAUAGAAAAAAUAAGACAGGAAUUGGUGGACUGUGAGUUGUCUAGGCAGUGUCAUUGCUAUUCACCUGUAAUCUCCCAAAAUAAUAAUCCCUACCUUGAACCUUGCCAAACAACACUGAUAAUCCAUGAGAAAGAAAGGAAGCCUAAUGACUGUCAGCAGCAUCGCCUCUCCACAACAGAAGGAACCCAGAAAAAUGGUAACCUGCAGCCAGACCUGAAGGCAAAGGAGAUGGAGGAUGGCUCCUCUCUGCAGCCCCUGCUUCUUGAGGAGUCCAGCCUCACCAGAAUGACACAAAAAGCAAUGUGUUUGAAUACAGACUCCCCUUAUGCAGACCACCAGCCAGGGAAAGGUGGCCAGCUGCCCAACAGGCUCCAGCUGCCCACAGGGCCUGUGAUCCCAGGGCCUGAGUGUGAUUGUCAGCCUUAUAUGAACUUGGAGAAAUUGAGCCGCCUGCGCUACUUGGACUGUGUGAUUAAGGAGGUUCUCCGAUUGCUACCCCCUGUCUCUGGAGGCUACAGAACUGCACUACAGACCUUUGAGCUGGAUGGCUACCAGAUCCCCAAGGGCUGGAGCGUGAUGUACAGCAUCCGGGACACGCACGAGACGGCGGCCGUGUACCAGAGCCCGCCCGACGCCUUCGACCCGGACCGCUUCGCCUCGGCCCGGCAGGACGAGGGCCCGGCGGCGGGGCGCUUCCACUACAUCCCCUUCGGCGGCGGCGUGCGGAGCUGCAUCGGCAAGGAGCUGGCGCAGGCCAUCCUCAAGCUGCUGGCCGUCGAGCUGGUCAGCACGGCGCGCUGGGAGCUGGCCACGCCCUGCUUCCCGGAGAUGCAGACGGUGCCCAUCGUGCACCCCGUGGACGGGCUGCAGCUCUACUUCCAGUUUGUUCGUAUCAGGCCGUGA
Gavialis gangeticus (Gharial) is the source of this 1662-nucleotide messenger RNA. Its product is annotated as cytochrome P450 26C1. NCBI's taxonomy places the organism in Eukaryota, Metazoa, Chordata, Crocodylia, Gavialidae. Gene Ontology annotation, molecular function: iron ion binding; oxidoreductase activity, acting on paired donors, with incorporation or reduction of molecular oxygen; monooxygenase activity. The transcript has 6 exons. Gene Ontology annotation, biological process: sterol metabolic process. The record is from RefSeq and is a predicted model, not a curated record. The annotation marks the transcript as partial.